AUGGUUCUGGCCUACGGCGAACAGUGGGACACCAACGAUCAACAAGACCAUUGCUCCCAAAUGUUAGCGAUUUCAAUGGGCACAGUUCCCAUGAUCGGUGCAAAAGCAUGCCUGAAGGUCGAACAAAGGAGUUUCGAAACACAGUCUUUGACUGUGCUCCUACCAAGAGAAUCCAAGCGUGGCAAUCGGAUCUUAGAGGACGGGUGUCGCUCGCAACGGACUUUCCAAAAGCAGGUCGAACAGCGUUAUAUCACCAUGAAAACGAGCCAUUUAUUCGCGCCUCCUCUUGGGGGUCUGCAGAUCAGCAUAUUGAACCCACUAUAG
Penicillium brevicompactum is the source of this 324-nucleotide messenger RNA. RefSeq lists its product as uncharacterized. Bases 1 to 324 code for a protein of 107 amino acids. The transcript is spliced from 2 exons. NCBI's taxonomy places the organism in Eukaryota, Fungi, Ascomycota, Eurotiomycetes, Eurotiales, Aspergillaceae. The record is from RefSeq and is a predicted model, not a curated record.